GGGGAGAGGAAGUUAGUCGAAAACAUGGCGGCGCGCAGCUCACAUGUGGAUUCGGUGAACGAACGCCGUUUACGACCAAUCUACGAUAACUUAGACAAUGGCAAUAACAAAGCAGCAAUCCAAGCAGCAGACAAGGUUUUAAAGAAACAAAAGGAUUUACUUUGUGCUAAGGUGCUAAAGGCGUUGGCCCUACAAAGAACAGGUAAAAGUAGCGAUGCUUUUCUUCUGGCAGAAGAUGUGUUAAAUGCUGAACCGAAGGAUGACUCCACAUUGCAGGCACUCACAAUAUGCUUCAGAGAAAUGCAGAAGCCCGAGUUGAUUGUGAGGAUGUACGAGUGUGCUGCCAAAGCAUGUCCCAAUGAAGAGAUGUACAGUCAUCUGUUUAUGGCAUACGUCAGGACUGGUGACUACAAGAAACAGCAACAGACCGCUAUAUCAUUAUAUAAAGUUGCUCAGAAGAAUCCAUACUACUUUUGGGGAGUAAUGAGUAUUUUCAUGCAGGCAUACUCAGCACCUGAUCCUAAGCUAGCUACCAGCAUGUAUUAUCCAUUGUGUCUGCGAAUGGUAGAGAAGAUGAUCAAUGAAAAUAAGAUCGAUAAUGAGGCAGAGGUUAGCAUCUACAUCAUGAUCCUAGAGGCGCUUGGUAUGUACGAGAAAGCAAUGGAGGUGUUGAAAGGCGACCUUGGAAAAAAAUACAUUACAACAGACAAAAACUUGAUCCCAGAGAGAAUAGCUGAUUUGUACAGGAAGAUGGAGAAGUGGGCAGAGGCUAACAGUGCGUACAAGGAUUUAAUAAAAGACAACCCAAAUAAUUGGCUUUUUUAUCAGCAAUAUUUCCACUCGGCAUUUAAACUCUAUGAGAGUAAAUGGACACCGGAGGCGAACAGUGAAAACAAAUUCGAAUGGGAAGUUGACUGCACACCUGAACAAGUGAAGGUAUUCAUUGAUAAGGUUCUAGAAGGGUCGCUGGAAGAUCAGUGCAGAGCACCCUACCUAGCGAGGAUGGAAUUGUAUAAGAUAAUGAAGGAGAAGAAUAGUAUACCUGUAUAUGAAUCAUUGACGGAACUUUUAACUGAGUACUUUGCCAAAUUUGGUUCAAAAUGCUGCUGUUUUUGGGAUGUUAAAACCUACCUGGACAUACUGAAUGAAGAAGAUAUUGCUCCAUUUAUUCAGAGUUUAGUUCCAGAGCUGGAAAUGGGGGAAUUUGGUAAUUUACAGAUAGCGACAAAUACAAAGCAGAUCCAACGACAUCUGAGCUGGCUGCAGUUGUGCCGAUAUCUAGGACUGCAUGAGAAAUUAUCCAAUGAAGAGAAGUUAUUACUGGCAAAAGACUUAUGCAAACGACAUAUUGCAGGGCUGUGCCAUGGCGAGAAGCUCCUGUCAUCUGACUUACAGUAUAGCGAUGAUUACUGCAUACUUGCUGCUCAUAUUCUUAUUAGUAUUUGGCGAGAAAUAGGUGACUCUUCAAUAUUGCUUGAUCUAUGUGUUAUUCUUGAACGAGCCAAGUCAAGAAGUCCAUCCAAUCACCACAUCAAAUUAUUACUCAUCAGAUUGUAUUGUUUAUUAGGUGCUUUUGGUCCAAUUCCUGAUCUGUAUGAUGGAAUAGAAAUAAAGCAUAUUCAACAAGAUACCAUUAGCUACCAGGUAACAAGGUUCAUACAAGCAGUUGGCCAUUUUACUGCCUCUCAGCAGUUUUACAAUGCAAUCUUAAAAUUCUUCACUUCAAAUCACAAAGAUACCAGUGAGUAUAUCAUCACAGCCUAUAAAUUUGGAUCAUUCCAGAAAAUUCCAGAAUUUAUUGAGUUUAGGAAGCGAGUGAGCAACUCAAUAAGUUUCUCUGUAGUAACCAUUGAAAAAAUGCUUCUGGAAAUUAUGACAGAUGCUGAAGUUUCUGGUUGUCCAACUUUAGAUGAUAUUGUAAAAGAAAUGGAAAUAAACCCAUCUAAAGAUGAAGUAUGUUGGGAUGAUUUGAGAGAUAAUAGAGAUUUAGAUGUGUUGAUUUCAUGGGAUCCAAAAUCUAGGCAAUUAAGUGAAGAGGACAAAACUGAGUCAUUUCUACAAGUUAAAGGAUGGCAUAAGCUCCGUUGUCUGACGUUACGGGUAUUAGCCGCAGCUUCUCAGCUUGUGUCAACCUCUGAUAGAGGGCAGCAAAGCAACAAUGGACAAACACAAGACCAUGGAAAAGUCAUGGCAAAAUUAGUGGAUGAAAUGAAAGAACAUUUCAAGGAACUUGAAACGAAUCCUAUACAAACGAGAGAGUUUCCAGAGCAUGGCCCACCAUCUACCCCAGCGAAGUCUUUUCUAGAGGGCCAACAUCAUGUGAUGUUUAACAACAUUGUUAGUACCGUCGCUGAUAUAUACGAGUUACAAAACGGUUUUUCAGAAACAACACAGAAGAAAAUUAAUGAAAAUCUACAAAUUGUUUUAGAUACAUAUAAAGAAUCGUUAGGCAGAAGUAACCGAAACCUUCUACCAGAGGACGGCGAUAAACGGAAGCUGGACAGAAAUGUCCUUCCUGAACUUAUUAUGCUCUCAGAGACAUUGGUAUUUAUAAUUCUGCUGUCUGGAGUUUGUUUUAAAAUCAUAAAACCAUUGAAAACUCAACAACAAAGAAAAAACAAGAAAAAAAAAGGAGUUGAUGGUAAACCUCUGCCACCAGUGUUUGACCAGUUCAAAGGUUACAUGGAGUCUCUACUGCAGCUGACAGAUGACCUCAUCCAUGUAUUUGAAAAUAUUAAAGCUGACCUUGUGGCAUUUGACCUUUCUAGGCUUAGCAUUCAAGGAAAAUACAAAUUAAUGGAGGAUGAAGAUAACUUUGUGAAAACAUUGUGGACUGAAAUAUGUGGUAGUUACGAGGAUGCUUGUUCUGAGGUGCUGAUGGUUAUGAAAUCCAGGAAAGCAUAUGCGACUAAUUUUAAACUUUGAGGUGCUUGUGAAGACAUGAUGGACACAUUAGAAGGACGGUUGAUGAUAGUGGAAUACCGCACAGAGUGAUGGAUAGAAAGUACUAGUAGAAGCCACUUAAAAUGCCGCAGCAUUUUUUAUGAAGAAAAGCAUGCAUGAUUUAUAUCAGGUAGACUGCGAGCCAUUGAAACUGCAUUAGCCAAUAAUUACUGGGUUGUUUAUCAUAUUUCCCUUGAUCAAUCGUGAAAAAAUCUAACCUUCACUUUUUCAAACACUGAAUCCUAUUAGGAAUUACACAAUAAUAUAAUUAAUAUACUAAUAAAUAAUGAUUAAUAUUAUUAGAUGUGUGUUCAUGCAGUGGAAAGAGACAAAAUAUGAUUUUUUGUCUUAAUAAAACAAAAUGUAUUUUCUACUUUAUUUUCAAAAUGAUGACAUUAGAAUUAACAUGUUUGAUAUACAGCAAAAGAAGCUGCAUGAUUAUUUUUAUUCUUUAAACAAUUGUAUUCAUUGAGACAGAAGCAAUGAUGCUUUAUGGUUGUUAAGACUAAACACUUGCCUUUGUAAAAUAUAAAUUGUAUGAGAAUGCAUCAAUACAUACUUCCCAGAUUCCUAUCAAAUUACAGAUAGUGCAACCUCAUUUUCUAAUUUGUAAUAUUGAUUUGUUUGCAUAUAAAGGAACUUAAGUUCAGGUUCUGAAAGCUUCAAAUUUUAUAUUAUACUACUAAUGCUAUCAAAAUAUAGAUAUAAAUAUUUUAAUCAAAGAGGUGCUUUGGAAGACAUAACAUACAUAUGCCUGCACAUCACAGGAACCUCACAUACAUCACCACCAUAUACUGUUUAUCACAUACUAUGACAUGUGGUGUUAUGUACACAGAUAUACAGUUCCUGUACAUUACAUGAGCCUCGUAAAAUAUCACAUAUAACAUGCGGAUACAGAGUAACUGUACAUCACGUCUGUCUUACAGUGACCCUCUCGUAGUUCUGCAUAUAGUAAAUUCUUAAUGUAAAAUUAGGCUGUAUCAGAGGAAUUCUGGAUGUUUAAUGCCAAGUAGGCUUUAAAGAAUGAAUGAGUCGUACAUUAAUAAUUAUAUCGACUUGUGAGGGAGACAUUUUAGAUCUGAACUUUCUUGAAAUUUUACAAGGUUGUAUUUGCAUGUGUCAACAUGUUUUCUUUUAUAAGUAUUUUUUUAUUCAGAAUGACGUUUGUGAAAAUGUGAAAUAAACACACAUGAAAAUAAAA
Molecule: messenger RNA, 4144 nt
Organism: Anneissia japonica
Lineage: Eukaryota; Metazoa; Echinodermata; Crinoidea; Comatulida; Comatulidae
Product: N-alpha-acetyltransferase 25, NatB auxiliary subunit-like
Exons: 24
Coding region: 25-2925 (966 amino acids)
Biological process (GO): N-terminal peptidyl-methionine acetylation
Cellular component (GO): NatB complex; cytoplasm
Molecular function (GO): protein-N-terminal amino-acid acetyltransferase activity; protein binding
Source: RefSeq, a predicted model, not a curated record